GCCGGAUGACGUAGUUGCGAACUUGAGGCAGGCGGCCCGUCGACAGCACACAAACGAUAACCAACACGUGCUCUUUUACAGUGCUUCGCUUUUUUCGCAGACGAACCAAAACCGGACUAAACUUAUGAAGCCCAACAUGGAUUUAGUGGAGGAUCACCAUGUGGUGCUGCCUGAACAGGUCGAAGACGUUUUGAAAGAUAGUUUCCUGGAAGCCGAUACGGAAGGAAGAGGCUACAUUGAUUGUCAAAAUGUUAUAUCCGUGGUGAGGAGAGCUCUCGGCAUUUCGCUCAACAACCAUGAAAGGGAAAAAAUCUUAAAGAAGGCUGAAAUACUCGCUGGCAGAGGGCAGUUGAGUGUGAAUGCUUUCAUAACAGUUAUGGCUGAUACACUAACAGAAACUACCCAAUGGGGCAAUCUAAAAACAGAUGUGGCAGGUUAUGUUGGUAUCGAUACAUUGCAAGAACAAAUUCGUAAAAAAGUUCUAAAAAAGGGCUUUGAAUUCAAUAUCAUUGUAGUAGGUAGAAGUGGUCUUGGUAAAUCCACACUUAUAAACACAUUAUUUAAAGCUAGUGUAAGUAGAAGAACUUGCGUGAAGGAUGAAGCAGAUGAAAAUGGCAUUUAUAAAAUUCCUAAAACAACGGAAGUAAAAUCUGUCAGUCAUGUGCUUGAAGAGAAAGGUGUUCGGCUGCGGUUGACAGUCACUGAUACUCCGGGAUUUGGUGAUCAUAUCAAUAAUGAAAACUGUUGGUUGCCAAUAUUAGAUUAUAUCAAUCAACAGUAUGAAAAAUACCUCAGUGAAGAACAAAGUGUUGCCAGAAAAAAGUAUAUACCUGAUACCAGAGUUCAUUGCUGCUUGUAUUUCAUUCCUCCUACUGGUCACUCUUUGACUCCACUUGAUGUAGAGUUCAUGAAGAAGUUAGACAAAAUUGUAAAUAUAGUUCCUGUUAUUGCCAAGGCAGAUACUCUGACUGUAGAGGAGAGGAUAUCAUUUAAACAAAGAAUCAAACAGGAUUUAGAAAAGAAUGGUAUUAAUAUUUAUCCUAUUAAUGAUUUGGAAGAAGAACCAGAAGAUGUUGUAGCUAAUAAUAAAAUUAGGGAAAUGAUCCCAUUUGCUGUUGUGGGUAGCAAUGUGCAGCAUCAGAUUAAUGGACGCACAAUUUAUGGUAGAAAGACCCAAUGGGGUACAGUAGAAGUAGAGAACAGAGCACAUUGCGAAUUUCCUGAUCUCAGAGACAUGCUCAUUAGGACUCAUAUGCAAGAUUUGGUUGAUGUUACAAGGCUAGUACACUAUGAAAAUUUCAGACAUCAGAAGUUGCGUUCUCAGGAUCAUCGUCAUCUAAAUGGUGGACUGAAUGGCCAAGUUGUGGACAUAGAAAAUCUGAAUGAAAGUAGCUUAUAACUUGUGUUUUGUAAACUACUUAUAUUGGGUAUUUCUCUCAUGUUUAAUGAUAGUCAUUCUGAACAAUAGAUUUCCUAUCUUUUCCCGCUAUCUCAAGAAUGUGUACAUUGACUAUAUCUUCAUGCACCUGCAUAAACUUACUUGUAUAUAAGUCAUUAACUUUCAAAAAAUUGAUUGCAUACUUCCUAACAGUAUUUUAAAACUUUUGUGUGUGUUCUGAUCUUCCGCUGUCCUCUUACUAUCAAACAACACUAUUUGCAAUGUUUAAAGUAUUUAGGAUAGUGUUGUUUAAUAUUAAGCAGGUGUAACAAUAAUUAAUAAUCAUUCUUACAGUAGUUAGAUUGCUUGAAAUAAAGCAGUCGCCUCUGUUCACGUGACUUAUUAUUGAAUCAAAAGAUUUGAAAGUAAUAUUUUUAGAUAGUGAAGCAGUACAUAAAAACACUGCCAAAUCAUAAUAGACAUUAUUUAUCACUCAGUAAAAUUCUCAUAAAAAGAAACAUUGUCAUAUUUUUAUUCUUGUAAUAGAUGCAUUUUGAGUGAGAAGUCUCUUUUAUAAUAAGAUACAUUUACUCAUUCACUAAAUGAUAUCUUCAGUACUUAAAAUAUAAAUUGGAUAUUACUAGGAAAGUGCCUAUCUAUACAAACGAGAAUGUGCAUUUAUUUUUAGAAUCCUGUCAGACACAUUUAAGUGUUUGUAAAAUGACGAAAUAUUUAACUUUUUAUGCUUUGUGUUAUCACUUUGAAGUUUUGUGUAUUUACUUGUAGCUUGACAUAUUGUAUGUGAUAUGAACUUUUUAAUGCAUUUUUUUUUUAUUUCUUAGUGCCAUUUAUUAUUUUUGCAAUUUUAUUUAAGCUACAUUCCUUUGAUGAAUCUCAUUGCAUUUUUAUUAAUUUUUUAUACUGAUUUCCUACCUAAAGUAUGAAUUGUCUGUAAGUAUCCAAAAAGAUGUUUAUUGUAUUUAAAUAACUUCAGAUUGUUUUACAUUAAAUUUUUUUUUAAGCGAUUUUUUCCCCCUUUCCUGUUGAUGUAUAUUAAGCAUUUUUAUCAUAUUAAUUUUCUAACUUUUAAUUGCAGGUUUGCAAAAAUUUAAGGAUAAAAUGUACAAAAUGAAUUGCUUGUUUAAUGGGGCCUUUGAUUUUUUUAGAUCAAAUCUUUGUGCCUGUUUGUUUUCAAAUUUUUAAUUGUAUUUCUUCUAUUGAUACAUUUUUAGCCUUGAUAAUUUGUAAAACAGGAGUGUUGAUAUAUUUUUGAAAACUUAGUAAAAAGCUAGAAAUAUGGCUAUUACAUAUCUCUUAAUACAUGUAUACAGAAUAUUUUAUUUUUUUGAAUUGGAUCUAUAUAACUCUAAACUUAAAUUUUUAUUCUUUGAACUGUUAAAAGUAAAAAUUUUAAAUUAACGUUAAGGAUUGAUG
Molecule: messenger RNA, 2812 nt
Organism: Argiope bruennichi
Lineage: Eukaryota; Metazoa; Arthropoda; Arachnida; Araneae; Araneidae
Product: septin-9-like
Exons: 11
Coding region: 125-1399 (424 amino acids)
Biological process (GO): cytoskeleton-dependent cytokinesis
Cellular component (GO): microtubule cytoskeleton; septin ring; septin complex
Molecular function (GO): GTPase activity; molecular adaptor activity; GTP binding
Source: RefSeq, a predicted model, not a curated record